Molecule: messenger RNA, 8477 nt
Organism: Ooceraea biroi (clonal raider ant)
Lineage: Eukaryota; Metazoa; Arthropoda; Insecta; Hymenoptera; Formicidae
Product: basement membrane-specific heparan sulfate proteoglycan core protein
Biological process (GO): synapse organization
Cellular component (GO): neuron projection membrane
Source: RefSeq, a predicted model, not a curated record
UCGUAGCGACGCUAGCGCCGCGCCGGAGGCUCCAGUCCGACCUCAGCAUCCCUCGUGGUGGUUUCGCGCGCGCAUCCGCCGCUAACGUGAGACCACUUUUCGAGGAAAAAAAAUCGAGAUUCCGUCCUAUCUCCGGCGAAAUUCACUGAUUCCACCCCCGUCGUCGCGUGGCAUCGUUUGACCGGCGCGAUUAAAAAUUCCGGACGACGUAAAGGGACGUUGAUCGAAAAGUUGUCCUCCAGGAAAGCUGGAAUAGUGUUUUAAUGAGAAAGAAAGACAGGUUUGCCCAUGCGGGGGAUGAACCAUGGGCGACCGAUGGGCGCGAGUGAACGAUCGAGGGGCGCGAAAGUCCGAUCGAUCGCGAGUGUCUCGAUCGCUGACGGAUCGUUCGCGUUCAACGCGUAAACCGGGUAUGCGAUCAAGAAGAUAGAUCUUUUCCAGACUUACAUCGGAUUCCGUUAACUUGACAACAGUAUAUACGUUUGUUCACCGCUUAUCGAGCAAUCUGUUUCCUUUCCGCGCACUUUGCCAGUUUCGUCGGUCUGAGUGCACGGAACGUACUCGUGGGAAUGCGGAGAUUUUCGGCGAAAUUGUGUGUGUGUGGGUGAUCGAGAAAUCUGGUUGACGUGGAGAAGACGCUUGAGAAUACCACUAAAAGUGUAUCGCAUUUCUUGACUAAAAAGAAGAGAAGUUGUCGGAUUCGCGGAGAAUUCUCGGGCGAAUUUAUUUUGCGAAAUCACUGUAUGGAACGUGUUCGAAGCGUUCGAAAUAAAUUCGAUCCUGGGAGAUUCUGUGGCAAUGAUAUGAUACUUGAAGUGAGAGUUCCAUGAAACACGUUUAUUGAAAUCCGGAUUAAAAAAACGCUCGCGUUAUUUUGUGCGAAUUUUGUUUGAAUAUAAAAGAGAUAGUAAUACAAAUGCGACGAGAAGAGCAUUCUGGUGUCGGUGAUAUUUAAAAAAAAAAAAACUGAUCAGAACUCGGGUGAGAGAAUACAUUCGGCGCAUUUGAAGUAAUCGAGUGGAAACAGUUCUGCUUUUCAAAUGUGAUAAACCUUACCGAUUUUGGGUAUGGCUUUGAAUGCUUCUGAGAUUCAAAAGAGCUUGAAUUUGAAUCGACUGCGACAAGCUACGUCCAAUAUGAUAUUCAACGGAGAUAUUUCUGCGGCGCUGAGUAAAUGUGUCAGCAAAAAUCCACAUUAAAACUUCAGUCUGCCUUCGAUAGCGCUGAACUCUACAUGAGUACGAAUCUUCCGGUUCUAAGCUGUACUUGAAUGCGAAGAUUCAUCCGUGAACUUUCCUUAAGAGUGGCGCGAUCUCGUAACUUUGUACAUAAAAUGCAUUUUUAUUUUUAUGUACGCAUAAACUAAAAAAAUGUACGCAUUAGAUUAAUCUGAUUUUUCGAAAAAAAGCAACGAAGCUUACAUACAUGUGUAAACAUUUAUUUCUGUUAGAAAUUCACAAUAAGUAGAAAAGGAAGAAUCUAAGGCUGAUUAAUGACAAAACUGAGAAAUUGUCAUUAACUGUAGAUGCGUGCAAUCUUUCAAAUCUAGAUAUAUUGAAUAAAUUCUAAGUACUGUACACGGAUUAUCUCAAACCCGAUGAAAAAUUCAUAAUUUUAAAGUGCUUAAAAGAAGGUGUGCAUAAUUUAUUUCAACAAAGGGAUGAUAGGAUUUCCUAAAAUCGCAAAAUUGUGUCAAAGGAAUAUACAUAAUCAAACAAGAUUUAUAUCAUAUUAUUAGUAAAAAAGUAAUCGGAUUAGUGUUUGUUAUAAACUUGUGUCUUAGAACGAAUUUAAUUUAGCUGCAAAAUAACGGGACGAACGCAAAAUGACUCUUUACACACACAGUCUUUUCCAUCACAUUAUUCUACACAUAAAUUCUUGAAGGUCUGCUAUUUGGAACAGACAUAGUUCGUGCCACGCAAAGUUAUAGAAAAGUGCGCUCAAGCAAGGAGAGUACUAUCGUUCGACGUUGCUGUCGGGAUGCCAGUGACCCGCAAAAAAAAUAAUUUUCCGCAGAUGAUGUGGAAUAGCAUAAACGUUUUUCGCGAGUGACUGAAAUGAGAAUCUGCGAGAAGCGUCGACAUUUUCACGAUAAGAAGGCAAAUAAGAAAUUGUCACAAGAUAAGAUUCUCACGGUACUCGGUUCGUGAGUAUCCGUCUGGAAUGGUUGGAGAAUCUUGAGACUAACGGUGUCACUUGUCACAAACGUAUAGUGAUUCUUAGAACAGAACCCGCGUAAACUGUAAAAAUACGGCCGCAAUAACAGUAACGUUGUGUUGCCCUCCCUUACGUGACCAGACCACGCGCAUGUUCGCGAAAACGAUUACUCCAAGUGCCGGCGAGAAGUACUCGUGAGGAUAAAGCUCCAACUGACUGACCGUUUGAUCGACCCUUUGCAGUGCAAUUGCAAUUUUCAGGUGAUUACAGUGUUAUGUGAAACGCGAAAAUAUAAACCGUAGUCCUUGAUGUUGGAAAAAUCGUCGGAUCGCUUUCCUCUUGUUACCAUGUUCUUGAUGGAGCGUGAAAUUUCUGCAUAAAGUGCAAUCGUGAUUAAUCGUUGUUUAAACGUUCCGUUGAACUUUUAUCGCGCGUAUUAUCAACGUAAUUACUCGGUUUUUCCUGAAAUCAAGAUAAAUUUACAGCAUAUGCCGCAUCGAAAUUAUAGUUUGAGUGCAAUAUAUAUGAAGAACGUCACGGAGCUACAAAUGUGAAACAGAGAUUACAUCAUUGUCGCAUAAUUCGUGCAAAACUACGAAGCACGAGAGAGAAAAAGAAAACAUCACAACGAAUCCGGAACGCGAGUUACUUAUGAGGAAGUGCAAGUGAGACAAAUAUAAUUGAAAAUAAAAUUUGCUUUCGAUCGAAUAUCGCCAAGAUAAAAUCAUAAUAUACGAUAUGCGCGAUCAGCUGUAACAAUAUUGACACUGUCAACGAACGAGACUGUCUUCGUCGUCACCAUCGGCGAUUGCGCGUCUUCCAGUGCUUUGCGAGAAGCUGUGUGCUCCUGCGGUCGGAGAAGUGUUGACGGUGCGUUCGAUUAAUUUCUCACUUCGCAGUGCGGUUUUUGCGAAUUAAGAUCAAAAUUGAAGUAGAUCGAUAGAGAACAUCGCAUCGAUAUCGCGGAGGAGAAUAAAAUAUGCAUGAGGAUAAAAGUGUCCGCUGUACGCUCGACGAAAGUGCGACGAAAUAUCUUUAAUAAAUUGUCAUCGCUCUCACGGAACGUCGUACCGUGCAUCGUCUCUGCGUUUUUUGCAUGGGAAACUAUCAAACAUUCUCGAGUGUUAAAAAUCGCCGCGAUUCAAGCCGCCGCUUCGAGGAUCGAUCGCCCUCGUAAGAUCGGAGAGUGUCAAAGGCCUGUGCUGGAAGUUGGAUAUUCUGCAACGAGUGCCCCAAGGAUUUCUCUCUUUUUGGUUACAUUCUCGUCCACCCGGCUUGAUUUCGUGCCAUUGUCUUCCGAUCGUUCGAUUCGGUGUUCCACGUGAAAAGGCGAUUUCCUCGAUCGUGUGUUCUUCAAAAAGAAGACGAGAACGACUUGCUUGGAGGAUUUCCAUGGAAUAGUUAUUCAUCAGAUGACCAGUAUGAAGCUUUUUCGCGUCAUUCUGGCGCUCUUAGGAGGCACACAAGCCCUAUGCGCACAACCAUCGGCGGCUCCAACUGUGAAAAGCACUGGUGGUUCCAGUCUCGCCAGUGUAGUAGCAGGAAGCAAACCGACGAGACCCUGGGACAAACCUCAAUUCGACGAUAUUGCACCGCGAAAUGUCACCGCCAUCGCCGGCCAGACAGCAGAGCUGAAUUGUUAUGUCAAGCAUCCAGGUGACCGUGUGAUCUCUUGGAUACGUAAGAGGGAUUUGCAUAUCCUGACGUCAUCGACUCACGCUUACACGGGAGACGCAAGAUUUUCCGUUAAGCAUCCUGAGGUAUCCGACGAAUGGACGCUGAAGAUUGCUUACGUUCAAAUGCGGGACGCCGGGGUUUACGAAUGCCAGGUUAACACCGAGCCCAAAAUGAACUUAGCCUUCAUGUUAAAAGUUGAAGAAAGUGCCCCUGUCCCUGCCAUCACCACACCGAACGCCAUUCACCGGACGUUCAACUCAGCUGCUCAGGCGACGAUCCUGGGGCCGGAAGACGUCUACGUGAAGAAGGGUAGCACGAUAAGCCUCACGUGCGAAGUUAAUGUACGAAGUAACCCUCCCAGCAGCGUUUCGUGGCAUCACGGGGGUGCCGUGGUGGAUUUCGACAGUCCCAGGGGUGGAGUUUCCCUGGAGACGGAGAAAACGGAUACCGGCACGACGAGCAGACUACUGGUGACACAGGCCAGAUUGACCGACAGCGGAAAUUACACCUGCAUCCCCAGCAAUGCAAACCUAGCGAGCGUAAUGGUCCACGUGCUGAAUGGUGAACAUCCGGCGGCGAUGCAGCAUGGCGGUAGUUGUGGCGUGGCUCCGACGAUUCUACUUGCCAGUAUCACGCUCGUGGUCGCGAACCUAUUUAGGUGAGCAGCCGCAUUGUGAGCCGCGCAUCCUGAACAAAAAAAGUAAGAGAAAAAAAAGAAAAAGAAAGUCAAACGUUCGAAACAACGUCCAGUGUGAACACGGUGGUCGCGUGAAAAUGAGUGAAACGGGGCUCGGAAAAAUCGCCCGGCCGACCGCGACCGAUCGCUUUAAAUUCGCGUGUCAGUGAAAAGGGACGGAACACGCUGCGCGUAUCCGUUCCAUCGAGUGCUCGGAAGCGACGACAAGAGAAUCACAGUGCGGGUCGAAGUGCAGUGGACCAAAGCUCUGUGAAGCAGUGACGCAGUGACAUGGCGGACGAGCUUUAGCACGUACGUUUUUAACACGAAAAUCUUAUCUCAGACUCUACCCUUCUUUUGUACGGAAUCGUCGUCGUGUUAAAUGCGUCUCGGCGAGAAGUGCCGGACGAUGAUCCUAUCCGCGACACCCUCGACGAGGUCAUUGGUCGAACGUGUCAUGAGCGUUCGCCAGAGAGAUCCUCUUGCGCUUCUUGCUGCUUUUUGUAUUAUUAUGUCGACAUGUUAAAUGUGGCUCAACGAAUUCACGUGGACUCGUCUCAGUGAUGAAGGAACUGUUGUUGAGAUUUCGUUACGAGGAAGCUCUGUUAAGGUUUGUAUUUUGACUAACUAAAGGACAGGCCUCGUAAUAUACUUUACGUAAUGACGAUCGACAGAACGACAAGCUGUGCUCGGCAGAGAGUCGGAUUGAUCGCACGAUCUGCCGCGAUUGCCAAUGUUUCCGAAUCCAGCAUCGAUGGCUGGCUCCGUUCGAUGGUUACGAGAUAAUUAUUGAAUGAAAUCGAAAUUUAUAAUCUAACGAUUGUCAACUAGUUGCGUAAUAAUGAUGGGAUAGUUAAGAUUCUUGUACAUAAAACAAGGAACGAAUAAACGUGUAGAGUUCGCCACGAUCUUGUUGUACAGUACAAUGCACGUGCGAGAAUUGUCACGUAAUUAAUUAUCGUUUUACAUCAUUUGAUCUGGGCAAUAUUGUAUAUAUAGCUUGCAGCAUCGGUUAUAAUAUGUACGAGGAAAAUUCUAAUUUAAUUUUGCAUAUUUCAGAUAUUUCAGCAUCUUGAUCGUGCCAGAUAUUUUUUUCAUAUUUUUCAGAUUAUUUGUGUCAUUAGUUUUGCCUGGGCUCAUUCGUUUAAUCUUUAACAAACGUGUAAUUGUUGAGAAACAGUUGCAAUGUACGAAAUUAAUAAUUGAUGCAAGAAUGAUGCACUAAUGUUAUUUCUGUAAAGGACUAUAAGAAUAAUUUGCCACGGAAAUAAUAUAAAUUAGAUUAUAUUUUUUUUAUAUAAUACGGCAGAAUAUUUUUGUUCUGUCGUAUUUGUUGCAUUCAUACUACAAAAUAUAAUUUUCGUUCUCAAUGGAAAUUGAAAUGUUUGUAAGUUCGUUAAUCAAAACAAGUUUUUGAUAGAAUUGCAAAAUUGUGCAUAUUUAUAUAAUUAAAUUUUUUAUUUAGCUGGCAGCUGAAAAUAAAAGUUUAAUUUAGUAUUGUUAUAAAUUUAAAGUUAUAUGAUAUUUCACGAGAUUUACGUUAUACAAGUAUGAUAGGUAUUUGUUCUGUUAUUUAAUUUAGAACAAUCUAAAUUUUUUUAAAAGAAUAUUUGAAAUACAAAUAUAGUUUUGAUGAAAAUUAUUAUCUUACAGGAAAGAAAAUAUUGACGUGCAAGACUAAAACUUUUGGCAUAACAUAUUUCGAAACAAUCAAAUGUGUUUCAAUGUUUAAAUUUCAUUAACUAAUUGCGUGAUUAUUUUCAAUUACGUUGAACACAGGAAAAAGGUGUCAGAAGAGUGGUUUCAGUAUACGGGAUUAUCAUUCCAUAAAAGAGAAUGAAAAAAUAACGAGAACUGAAUACACUUUAGUGAUAGUAGGUGAUAAAUAGGUCUAUUCUCGAUAUGUUUCUGUUUGUUUAUUGCAUAUAGAAAUGUUUAAUGUUGAAGAAUAACUCUUAAAUGCGUAUCUUGUUUUGUCAUUCAAAUAAUCAAAACGCAAUUUGCAUAUCGAAGCAAUGUUUCUCCUCCAAGCAUAUAAUAUUUUACUUCUAAAAAUUUAUUCAACUCGUGUUACGGUGAAUGAGAAUAUCAGAAUGAUUUUUUCAGAGAUCAAAACGCUGCAAAAUGAACUUUCUGAUCAAUCAAAAUAUAAUGAAACGGACAUCAACUAUUAUGGAUAAUGGACGUUACAUUAAAAUAUGAUACACAUGAAGCUCGUGUAUAGAUAAGUGGAUAUGAAAAAGUAAUACAUACAUAUAUUUAACUAGGUCAGUAAUAAGCGUUCGUUGUGUAUCGUGAUGAUAUUACGUCGAUAUGCGGAAAGUAUAAUUCGGAAGAUCAAAGUGUAAGUAUAUAAGAGAAACAAAAGUCCCUUUGUAGAAAUAACAAAAAGUCAUUUCUCUUGUGCCAUAUAGUAGCUCAUUUACAUUCUCCAUAAGGUGUUGAUAUUUGACAUAGUUAAAUUAUUAUUAUUGUUAUUGUUAAAUUGGUCAAUUGUAUAUACAUUACAGACACCAUAUAAAUAUAUGAAAUUUUAGAUUUUAUAUCUUUAUAUCAUUUAUUUAUAUUGUUUCUCGUUCAUACAUGUAAGAAAUUAAUAAUUUUCUAAAUAUUCAAAUUAUUUAUGAGAAAAAUGGAGUAAAUUAUUUAUUAUAUUUCGCAAAUAAAUCAAAUAACUUUGUAUAUAACCAUCACGAUUUUAUACUGUUAAAACUCUGGAUUCGGUAAUUAAUAAAACACGGAAUAAAAUUCCGUAUUUCAACGAAAGUUUAUAAUAGCAAGUAUAAUGUGAGUUACAUUAUAACAUUAAAUUGCUAACAAAGUUUGAUCAAAUUUAUCUUCUUGCGUAUUUUAAGAAAUCAAUUAAAUCUUAAUUAUUUAAUUGAUAUUUAAUUUGAUUAUCAUUUAUGAUUUUUCAUAAAUUAAUAUUUAUGAUUUUUUACAUAAUUAAUUUCUUCUAAAUAAAGUCGUUUUUACGAGAAGAAAGAAUACGAGGGAAAAAACAAGACCCUAGAUCUGAUGAUUAAAUAAUCCAAUGCACGUAAUAUAGGAUAUAGGGAUAAAUCAUUAGGUAAUAGGUUUAUUACGACGUAUAAUAUAACAUGAGUAAAGAGAUAUAUCAUAAUGAUUAACAUGUUAAGAUACGAUUUAUCUUAGAAAUCAUAGAUUUUUUAUAACGUUGUAGCUUGAAAACGCAAGAUCUGUCUGCCGGUAAAGAUUCUUCGAACAUUCCUGGCUAUCUUAGACGGAGUCAAAUCGGAGGAGAAAUGUCGCGGUGUUAUAUCAUUUUACAUAUAAUUUGUAGUAUAACUUACGUUGCUAAAUGAAUGACAAAUCCGUUUGUCAAAUGAUGGUACUCUGAAUGGAGUUGCGAAUGCAAUAUAAUGGUAAAUAUAAUACAAUAGCGCGAGGAAAGUGAUUAAGAUGAUCACAUAAAAAAUUAAGUGAGGUUUGUUUUUUAUAAAUAAAAAAUUAUUUUCACCGAUUGGUAUAUGUAAAAUCAAAAUAUUUAAUCAAACUCGAUUCAAUCAAAAUUUAUAUUCGCGAUGCUUCUUGUUUUAUCGUUUUAUGACAAAUUUUGCUGUGAUUUUUUACAGCGAAUACGGCUCAAUUAGAAAAUUUGAAUACAUUUCUAUACGUAACAAAAGAUAGAGGAAAAGAUGGAAGAGAGUGAAAGAGAAAGUGAUCAAACAGAAAAAUAUCGAGAGUACUAUACCUGUUUGUGAAUUAGAUAACUAAUAUCUGCGCGCGAUUCGUAUACUUGCGGAAUGUUGCACAUUACAUAGUUAAGAUUAGAUCGUAUUGUACAUAAAAUUCAUAAUCCAUAAUGUAUCAUGUUAUAAGGGUACUUAAGCAUAAAUCAAAAAAACAGGAUUAAAGCGGAAGGCGAUAUAGAAUAUUAUAUUGUAAAAAUAUCCAUCGACGUGAAUACACUGUUUCAAUAAAUGUAAUGAUGAUACAAAAAAAA